AUGCGGCGAUAUCUCCGUAAGGAGUUGCGGCCAGCAGUCCUUUACCAUUCCCCUGUGGAUGAACAACACCCUGAGGAUCAGCGGCUCCUGCAGGAGGUAAAAUUGCUGCUGACAGACUACUGGCCACACCCAGUUUUGGAGUUCAGCGGUUACGUCUCCACAGUGUACAGCUGCUUUUGGGCCGUCAUGCCUUCCAUGCAUAUGAGGGGCCACAUGGAGGUCCUGGAUUUGUCAGACGGAGGUACGAUGUCGCUGCACUGGUAUGAGCCUCCAACAGUCAACACAAACAAGGUCGUCGUUCUGUUACCUGGCUUGAACAAUGACAGCCACACCAGUUUCAUCCAAAGUGCUAUGCGGCAUUUCCGGAGCGAAGGCUUUCAAGCGGUUGCCUUGAACUACCGGGGUCUUGCUGGGCUGAGGCUAAAGACACCCAAGAUUGCCUGCGGCGACUGCUUCCGCGACAUGCCAGAUGUGGAAAACCACCUCGCAAAGACAUGUCCUGAGGCGGAAUUUUCAGCCGUCGGUUUUUCUAUGGGUGGAUCCAUUUUACUUCGCCACUUGGGGGCAGUUGGCGCCAAUACACUGUUUUCAUCUGCGGUCACGGUAGCAGCUCCGGUGGACCUGGAAGCUGUGAUGAAAUCAUUCACCUCCAGUGCCCGGAAAAAGCUUGUGAGUUUUGCCAUUGCGUCGGGCGUGAAAUUGUUGAUGCUCCAUGAACUACGGAAGUCCCAGUUUGCACAGCUUGUAGACAUGAGGAAGGUGCUUACAGCCGGAAGUCUUGCAGACAUCGAUGAAGCUGCUAUCUGUCCACUGCACGGUUACGCCACAGCUCCCGAGUACCACAGAGCCAUUAGCGCACGCCCUCACCUUGGCAACAUCAGAAUUCCCACCCUUGUGGUGCAGUCAGAGGAUGACCCAGUCAUCAGCUAUAACACCAUGCCUUUCCAGGAGUUGCGAAGGAAUCCUCGGAUCUAUGUUGCUGUCACAAAGCGAGGUGGGCACAUUGGAUGGGGAAGUGGUGGGUUGGGAGCUGGGGCAUGGACAGAUACAAUGGCUGCACAUUUUAUGCAAGCAACCUCCCGUACCCGGAGCCGGAACGUUGAAGGGACGGGCGCUGAAGGAGCGGAGGACCGCCCCUUCACGUUACCUUCGCGCCUUUGA
Molecule: messenger RNA, 1161 nt
Organism: Symbiodinium pilosum
Lineage: Eukaryota; Dinophyceae; Suessiales; Symbiodiniaceae
Source: the annotation of a GenBank genome assembly